Molecule: messenger RNA, 610 nt
Organism: Medioppia subpectinata
Lineage: Eukaryota; Metazoa; Arthropoda; Arachnida; Sarcoptiformes; Oppiidae
Source: the annotation of a GenBank genome assembly
AGCGGUAAUAUCGGCGAAGAAUCCGAUGUCUCGAAAGCGAUAGAUGUCUGUCGGGAACGGUUCGGCCGAUUGGAUAACGUUAUCAAUUGCACCGGAAUAGGCGCCGACACCAUCGCUGUUGAAGAAUCGGAUCCAUUGCAAGAGUUUCGGCGUGUCUUCGACGCCAACAUUAGCGGACCCUUUAAUGUGAUUCGUUUGGCGGCGCCAUUGAUGGCAGAUAAUCGGCCCAUCAAUGGCUGUCGAGGCGUUAUCAUCAAUAUCUCAAUGGUUCCGGGCAUUGAUUCCCAACGAAGUGUCGCCUAUUCCUCCACUUCUGGCGCCAUCGCCAGUAUGACUCUGCCAUUGGCUCGCGAUUUGGCCAAUCAGUGCGUCCGAUGCGUUACCAUUGAGGUCUGCCAGGCGUCGGAUAAUCACCCAUUGGAUCAAAGUUUAGCUUUGGAUCAAAGUAUCGGACAUUUGGUGCAAAGAGUGAUCGAGAAUCCAAUGAUGAACGGGGAGGUGAUUAAAGUGGACGGCGGCUUAAGACACGCCAUUCCUCCUAAGCUAUAAUCACUUAAAACAUCACUUAUUUUAUUCAAUAAAAGUUUUUUCAUUUGUUUCUAAAAUAAAA